Messenger RNA from Scatophagus argus, 3732 nucleotides. RefSeq names its product protein sel-1 homolog 3. NCBI's taxonomy places the organism in Eukaryota, Metazoa, Chordata, Actinopteri, Scatophagidae. The transcript has 24 exons. Bases 152 to 3466 code for a protein of 1104 amino acids. The record is from RefSeq and is a predicted model, not a curated record. Gene Ontology annotation, molecular function: protein binding.
AACUGCCACACGAUUUGGAAGAACAAAUCGUUCUGAUACACUUCCAGGUAUCAACAGUAUUUUACAUGUGACUUACUUUAUUUCUUGAAUAGAUUGAUGAAGAACUGAAGGAUUACGUGCUUUAAUUCAACAUAAGCUAAAACAGGUGAAAAUGAAUUUGUUACACUCCAUCUUUUCUGGUUAUGUCUUUGCUGCUGCUAUUAUAAUGGGACACAAUGUGUUACCAGCCAUUUCAACCUCCACAUCCCAGACUGGUGAGAGCCUGCUUGACAAUUUUAUAGGGUUUGACUCAGCCCCCGACAAAGUGGUAGAUGGUUCAGUGGUCCGUGUGCGGUAUCACUGCUCCAAGCCAUGUCAGCUUGCAGUGGAGACAGUGGUGUCUACAUUAAGGGAGACAGAUUUAGUGGUCUUCAGGAGGAAAUGGAUCAGCAGCACAGCCCGUGUCUACAGGAUCCACCAUGUGUUGCUCAGAUGGCCUCCAUCCAUUUUAUAUCAACAUGGCUUUUUCAACAGGCGUGUUUUGGAUGCCCAAAAUGCGACAGUUCGUGCUUGGUUAGACCACCUUAAUGAUGGCAGUAAACCCAGGACAUACCAUGGCUCCAUGCUGAGGAUUUAUAAAGUGCUGUGGAUAAAACCACUCUCAGAGCGUCCAACCAAACCUCCCACUGUGUGCCCUUCAUGGUCUGCUCAACUCAUGUGGCAGAUGACCAGAUACAGAAUCCAUCAGUGUCCUCAUGAGUCAGACACAGUGGAUAUACUUAAGUUCCCACUGGCAAGUACUGGUGAGAACUUUGGAGUGGUCCGCAGAUUCCAGCCUUUUAAUGACAGAGCCCUGGAGAGAGCACGCGUUCAUGCUGUGACGCAGCCCAGCGUCACCUUGUCUGUGUGGAUCUACCUACUGAAAUGGUGUCACGAGAAGCUGUGUGGGAUCAUCCAUCAUGUCGAUAGGAACAAUUCAUACAACUCUGUUGUGAUGCAGCUUACUGACACAGGGGAUGUCAUAAUUCAAGCACGUGUGACAACAGGAGAAGAUGAAGCUUUUCGAGCCAGUGUGGUGUUGCCCCUGUGGAAAUGGAUUAGAUUAGACUGUUACAUACAGGAAUCAAAGGUGCUGCUCGACGCAACAUGGGAUGAUGAAACCUACAGAUAUGUAUACAAAUUUCAGGACAGUCUCCAUUAUGAUGACACUGAUGGAUACUUCGUCAUCGGAGGAAGCAAGUACAUACCAGGCAUCCACGGGUAUUUUGGACCUAUCAAAUACUAUCGUUUUGGAAGUGAACAGGUAAAAAACCCGGAGUCCAUAUUACAGGAACUGGACAGGACUUAUCAGGAGUGUCAGGAAAUAAAAGCAUUUACGAGAGCUUUUCUGCAUCAAGUAACUGAGAGUCACCGGCCGUCGCUAAUCAGCGAAGGUGUCUGUACCCCUCACUUCAUUAGACUGUGGGGUCAGCUUGGAGAGGAAGUCAGCACACAAACGUGGACCUGGGAAAAACAACUUAAUUAUAGCACACUUUUCCAUUUCUUGCAAACAAAAGAGAAGGAAAUCAGAACAGGCUCUUUAGGCAUGAAGGAUCUCAGGAGUGCUUUGUUUGAGCAGGCAGUUAGUACAGUGUUUACAGUGGAGCAGACAGAAAGCAAAAUCACUUCCAAAUCAAUAGCUUUACUUAAAGCAUCCUCCUGCUUUGGAAAUCACAAAGCAUCUCUGUUGUUGGCCACGAUCUAUCUCUCUGGCCUGGGACACGCAGCUGAUCGACAACAGGGUUAUCUCUAUAGUUUGAUAGGCGCAGCAGGAGAUAAUCGUUUUGCCCUGAUGCAUGCAGGGUACAAGCACACACAAGGAAUUGAUGGAUUUCCAAUAGACUUGGACAUGGCUUACAGCUACUAUUCUAAUGCUGGAGCGCAGAGCAGCAUUGACAUUUCCAGGAUCCAUGAAGAUGAGCAAUACACACCUGAACACAUCUAUCUAAACAAUCAAGAGGAUUUAAACGGCCUCACACACCUGACAAAUGACCUCUUUCAGUACCUGAAAUUCCAAGCAGAGAGAGGAGACACACAAGCUCAGAAACAUUUAGGAACAAUGCUUUACAGGGGACAGCACGGAGUUUUGAAAGACACAGUGAGUGCAGCGAAGUGGUUUGAAAGAAGAGCUGCACAGAUGAAGGAUCCUUCAGCAAUGUACGACUAUGCCAUCCUACUGAUGAAGGGCCAGGGAGUAAAAAAAAACUACACCCGAGGUUUUCAGCUGCUGAAGAAAGCUGCAGCAAUGGGCUCAAUUAACGCCUUGAAUGGUUUGGGCUGGUACCAUGGGACUAUACUGAACGACCAUAAAAAUGCAGUGAAAUACUUUGAACAAGCAGCGCGAAAUGGGAGUGAUGAUGGCAUGUUCAACCUGGGAAUUUAUUAUCUCAAUGGAAAAAACCCAAACAGUCCACAGAGGAAUGAGACGGCGGCAUUCCAGCAGUUUCUGAAUGCAUCACGGUUUGGACAUGUAGCUGCAUCUGUGGAGGUAGCUUGGUACCUUUCAACAGGAAGCCUGGAAGGGGUGUCUCGGGACGUGGAGAAGGCUGUAAUAAUGCUAAAAACGGUCUGUGAACAGAAUGGACACCUUGGAUUUAUGAUCAGAGAGGGUCUCCAGGCCUACCUCCGGGACUCUUGGCAGGAGGCAUUUGUGAAGUACGUUUUGGCAGCUGAAACCGGUCUGGGUUUGGCCCAGAGCAAUGUUGCGCACCUGUGUGAAGUAAAUGAAGUGAAUUUCAGUCAUGAUUGUCAGAGGAGAUAUCUUAACCACUCCAUAUUAAACUAUGAUCCCCAUCCAGCCGCUCUGCUGAAAAUGGGAGACUACUACUACUACUGUUCCUCCAGCAUGCGGCAAGACUCAUUAUCUUUGGUUGGUCAGGCCAUAUCAAUGUAUGGGAGGGCAGCUCUAGCAGGCAGCCCUCAGGGAAUGUACAACUUGGUCGUUUUGGCACAACAAGGGCACAUUCUUCCGCUCAGCUUCCACGCCUUGUUUAAUGUGUCACAUCAUGAUGAGCAGGACAUUGUGGUGGAGAAGAUCUUAAAAAGAUGUCUGGAGAUUGAGAAUGAAGAAACAGUAACACCCUGCUUCUUAGCUCUGCUCGGAGUUCAGAUGGGAAAAGCCUUGAGGAGAAUGACUCAGAACAGUGCACAGCUCCUCUUGGUAUAUGCAUCUCUUCUGUCUGUCAUUGUCAUUGCUGUCAUCCUGCCUUUACAGAGCUAUCAAAGGGUUCCCUGUCACCGUGUGGCUGCGCUGAGGACAAGGACAUCAUCUGUCAGUCAAGAUGGUGUCCAUGUGAAUAGAGAACAAGAUGGCAGAGCAGCAGGGAAUCAAUGGCUUACCAUCCUGAAUGGUGAGCAGUGGUGUCGGCAGAGGGGAGAUUUGGCUGUGACUCUGUCGGGCGUGUGCCUGUGUGCUUUCUGGACCACACUCCUCUAUCAUCUCUUAUGACAUAAAAUACCCAGCCCAAUGAUCCAAUACCCACAGCAAAAGCCCCAGACACUACAUAUUGUAAGAGCAUACAUUUAGUGGAUGAGUUAGAGCUAUUCAUGGGACACAUUUGUGUUUCGGAGACAUGUGAGUCAUUUUAAGUUACUGGAAAGAGAGAAGUGCUAAUCAGAAUGUGGGCGUGCUGCUUCAUUACAGUGGUGAUGUUCCUCAGUAACCUUUAUUCCUCUGUUUUGGUUGUCGAAAAUAAAUAAAUGAAAAAAAACAAA